This is a messenger RNA of Cloeon dipterum, 1580 nucleotides long. RefSeq names its product isocitrate dehydrogenase [NADP] cytoplasmic (gene Idh). Gene Ontology annotation, molecular function: isocitrate dehydrogenase (NADP+) activity; NAD binding; magnesium ion binding. Gene Ontology annotation, biological process: NADP+ metabolic process; isocitrate metabolic process. The record is from RefSeq and is a predicted model, not a curated record. The transcript has 10 exons. Gene Ontology annotation, cellular component: mitochondrion; peroxisome; cytosol. Bases 129 to 1358 code for a protein of 409 amino acids. Lineage: Eukaryota; Metazoa; Arthropoda; Insecta; Ephemeroptera; Baetidae.
UCCUUGUGACGUGUGGUGUCCCUACUCCGCGAGCCUCGUACCAUACCAUCGUCCAGUCCAGUGCGCCGUCUUAUCUAUCAGCUCGCCCAUUGAAACGUCUUUUGCCUUCCAGCUCCAAAGCCGCAAACAUGUCCAAGAUUCAAGCCGGGCCAGUAGUCGACAUCCUUGGGGAUGAAAUGACCAGAAUCAUCUGGGACUUGAUCAAAGACAAGCUGAUUCUGCCUUUCCUCGACAUCGAGCUGCACACUUAUGACCUGGGCAUCGAGAACCGGGACAAGACCGACGACAAGGUCACCGUCGAGUGCGCCAACGCUGUAAAGAAGUACAACGUCGGCAUCAAAUGCGCCACGAUCACGCCUGACGAGAACAGGGUUAAAGAAUUCAACCUGAAGCAAAUGUGGAAGUCUCCAAACGGCACCAUCCGAAACAUCCUCGGCGGCACCGUCUUCAGGGAGCCGAUCAUUUGCAAAAACAUUCCGCGGCUUGUCACUUGCUGGACGAAGCCGAUCAUCAUCGGACGUCACGCGCAUGCCGAUCAGUACAAAGCAACCGAGUUGAUGGCCCCAGGCGCCGGCAGGGUUGAAAUCACGUUUAUCCCGAAAGACGGCAGCGCUGGCGAGACGAAAGUGGUGCACGAAUUUGACGGUGCAGGCAUCACGCUGGCCAUGUUCAACACGGACGAAUCCAUUCGUGGCUUCGCACACUCGUCGUUCAAAUUCGCGCUCAACCGCGCCUACCCGCUGUACAUGAGCACCAAGAACACCAUUCUCAAGUUCUACGACGGCCGCUUCAAGAACAUUUUCCAAGAAAUUUACGACAACGAGUACAAGUCGCAGUUCGAGGCCAAGGGAAUUUGGUACGAGCACCGCCUCAUCGACGACAUGGUCGCCUACGCCAUGAAGUCCGAGGGUGGAUUCGUCUGGGCCUGCAAGAACUACGACGGAGACGUCCAGUCAGACUCUGUUGCUCAGGGAUACGGCUCUUUGGGAAUGAUGACGUCCGUCUUGAUCUGCCCUGACGGAAAGACUGUCGAGUCUGAAGCAGCUCACGGCACGGUGACGCGCCACUACAGAUUCCACCAGCAGGGCAAGGAAACCUCCACCAACCCCAUUGCCUCCAUCUUCGCCUGGACCAGAGGUCUGCUGCACCGAGCCAAGCUGGACAACAACGCUGCGCUCAAGAACUUUGCCGAAAAGCUGGAGGAGGUUUGCGUGGAGACCAUCGAGGCCGGGUUCAUGACUAAGGAUCUUGCCAUUUGCGUCAAGGGCAUGGCCAAUGUUAAGCGUGAGGACUACCUGGACACCUUUGCCUUCAUGGACAAGCUGGCCGAGAACCUGAAAAAGAAACUUGGCUGCUGACUAGCCGGCCAAACGCAAACCAUCGCCUCAAAAAUCUAACACCAAAUUUUUGCUUAACUGUGACUUUUUGUUUUUGUUUGUACUGGUUACAAUUUGUUGAUUUAAUUUGCCUUUCAGUGAUAGGACUCAAUAAUGUCAUUUGUUCAAUUUCAAUAUAAAUAUAUACACUUUUUCCAACAAUAAUUAGUUGAGAAUUUUUAAUAAAAAAUCGAAAAAAUUUAA